AUGAGCAAAAGGCAAAUAGAGUCAGAUUCCGAUAUUGAUGUCAGCUCCACUGAUGAGUCAGAUACCGAGGUUAAUGAGCAGCAACAAAACGAAGAUGUCGAGAUGGAGGAUACUGUUAAUGUCGACUUUGAUUUCUUUGACUUGAAUCCAGAUGUUGAUUUCCAUGCAACGAAAAACUUUUUGCGUCAAUUGUUUGGAGAUGACCAUGCCCAAUUUGACAUUAGUGGAUUGGCUGACUUGAUCUUGACCAAAAACUCGGUCGGGACUUCUAUUAAGACCGAGGGUGAACAAAGUGACCCAUUUGCACUUCUCAGUGUGGUCAACAUCACCAACAACCGUACCAAUACAAGUAUUGAAAAACUCAUAGAUUAUUUGAUCAAAAAAACUUCUAAAAACAUGGAGCUUAAUUUGGUGUUGAAAAAGUUAUUAUCCACCAAGGCUGGCGAUGCAUCAUCUCCAGAGCCCAGAGUCGGCUUGAUAGUUAGUGAACGGUUCAUCAAUAUGCCAAUCGAAGUUAUACCACCAAUGUAUAAGAUGUUGCUCGAGGAGAUGCUGAAAGCCGAAAACAAAAGUGAGAGGUUCGACUUUGACCACUACAUCAUCAUUUCUAAAGUUUACCAAUUAGUGGAUGCAGUGGAAAAAGAUGACGAUGAGGAUCAUAGCAAUAACAAGGGUAAGAAGAGAAAGACCCCAGUUAACGAACCUAAACAGAUUGAGAUGGAUUACUUCCAUUUGGAGGACCCUAUAUUAGAAGAUAAUGCCGUUAGCAAAGGUAUUUUUGAAUAUGAUAACCAGAACAAGCAGGAAACUGACUCGCGAAGAGUGUUUACCGAUUACGGGAUCGAUCCAAAAUUGAGUGUUAUAGUUCUCAACAAGGAUAAAUUGGCCAAAUCAGUAGAAGAAAUGCAACAACAAUUCCCACCACCUAGCUAG
Molecule: messenger RNA, 933 nt
Organism: Lodderomyces elongisporus
Lineage: Eukaryota; Fungi; Ascomycota; Pichiomycetes; Serinales; Debaryomycetaceae
Gene: BCP1
Product: protein-transporting protein
Exons: 1
Coding region: 1-933 (310 amino acids)
Cellular component (GO): nucleus
Source: RefSeq, a predicted model, not a curated record